Molecule: messenger RNA, 893 nt
Organism: Phalaenopsis equestris
Lineage: Eukaryota; Viridiplantae; Streptophyta; Magnoliopsida; Asparagales; Orchidaceae
Product: 17.2 kDa class II heat shock protein
Biological process (GO): protein complex oligomerization; response to hydrogen peroxide; response to heat
Source: RefSeq, a predicted model, not a curated record
UUUUGCUUCGAGUGCAGGUAGUGGACAGAAAUUUAAGAAACCUAACUCCUCGCCGUUAAUGGAGCAUACGACAGCGACGAGGAGAAUUAGGAGAAUCCUCGAUCAUGUGUUGGCAUACGAAGCUAUCCUCUCACCGACUUCUCACCUGUCAGCAAUGAAUUGCAGCAGCACACUGAACUCCAUGGCUGGGAGGUCUGAUAAUCGAUUGCUUUAUGCCCCUCGAGAUUCAGUUUCCCAAGCUGGUUUUAUACAUCAUGAUUCAGUCAAAGAGGAAGAACCUUUGUUCUCUAGAAAAGCUCGGGAGAGUUGUAGCUUCCCAGAUUCAAGGGAUAUUCAUUUAUCAAAGCAAGCUUCUUCUUCAUCGUCUACUGAGGCUGUUAAGUUUGCUGGAAAAAGUGAUAAAAUUGAGAAGAAAUCGAUCUAUAGUAGGACAUCAUGCCCUUCUAUAUCGAAUGGGAUGGGUUUCUGCAAAUUGUGGUUCCUAAAAUCAGCACUGAACUACAGAGAAGAGAGCCCACAGAGAAUGUCUCCAUUUUCAGAAGAGAGUAAUUAGAAAUCACACACAAGUUUGUAUGUUUUGACUUCUGUUGAACAUUUCCACCAAGAUAUAUAAAUAUAAAUAUGGAAGAUUUACAUUUAUACCGCCUAAUUCCUAUGUAUUUACAUUUCUUGCACUGAAAUUUUUAUUUUUGCAAACUUAGCAUUUUACCGAUGCAUGAGAAGAUGUAAUACUUUUUGAAAAUUGAAAUUGUAAGUGAUGAAAGAUUUGGUUGGUAUACAUGUAAAACACAGUGUUUAGGUGUUAAAGAUAUGCAAAACAUAUAGGACUAAGAUGGUAUGUAUGUAAAUGCUGCCUAAAUAAAUGGUUUUUAUAUUGAGUUUGCCUGCUGCAA